AAGAGACUUUUUAGAUAUCGAAGUAACGAGAAAUAAGAGAACUAAGAUGUAGCCAUUAUUUCAAGUCAACGGUCGUUUUACUAACCGACGUUCAGCCAAGGAUCGUUUGCCCACAUAGUAAGCUGUUGCAAGAAAUGCUGCAGGAGAGUUUAGGCGGUGCUGGAGAUUCUGCUGCUAGCGCCAAGAGAGCGCAAGCUCAGGCUCAGAAGUUGCUACAACUCGCUUCUGUCAGACCGAAUGCAUUGACUCUACGUGAAUAUCGUGAGGGGUUGGAGGAAUGUUUGAAGCCGGAGGGCAUACCCACUAUGAAACUUCUUGGGUUCCAACUCGCUGCAAUCGCUCCCGGCUGCUGCACGCACGAAGUUUGGAGAUUCAUCAUGGAAGCUGUGGUGACUGAACUCGGUAGUUCCGAGAACACGUCGACGUUGGGUGCUGCAGUUCAAGUGCUUAAGCAGGUUCCAGUGCCUCUUGUGCUCGGGUUUUUGCUGUCUCCUGAAAGGGAGCCCAUGAAUAAGCUGCGUUCGGUUUUGACUCAUGAAGACGUCGAGGUUCGUUGCAGCGCAAUUGAGACGCUGUCGCAAUUAACGUUAGAUGUGGCUAUCAGUAUCGCUGGAGAUGGGUUAUUCGUGUUUCCAUUCGAGUCUCACGAAGCUCGAAUUUGCUGUCAGCAAGAUCUGGAGACGAUGGUCAACGAUUGUUGGAAGCUCAUUUUGCAUUCUCUGUCAUUUGACGGGCAGUCUUCAAGUGCUUUAUGGGCUGCUGGUAUGGCGUUCACGGCUUUAACGAGUUUAUUUGCACGUUGUAGCACGAUGACAUCAUUCUUCCCAAGUAUUCAGGAAUCUAUCCGCGUUCAAGCACCUAUAGACGAUGUCGCCUCCAUGGUCUACAAGCAGGCAUUCCCGCGUAUUCGAGCGUUGAUAGCCACAGCACGUAGUCAACCCAUGAAGCAGCAGCCAGAUGCUAUGCUGUGGAUUUCUAUGCUGCUGUAUACGAUGAUGGAACGCAGCGGUGCGAGAUGUCCAAGUGUAAGUGUCCCGUACAUGGAAAUCGAUACUGAAGAUAACAAUGCCGAAGGUGCAGACGACGACGACGAACCGCAUGCGUCCACCGAGCCUGUUCCAGUUGAUGAACUGGUGCGUGAUCUGCUCGAAUCCUGGGCAUUUCCUACAGUAUCCAGAAGAGUAUCGCUGGCACAAGCUACUAGUAUGUGUCGUGCUAUCUUCAUCGUCUUGGCGCAUCCCUUACAGACGUUCACGCGCAUGCGUUGGGCCGCUCAACUCGCCAACCACCUCAUUGCUCAGUGCUAUUUGGCCAACAGGAGUAACAGCAACAACAAUGGCGCAUCUAGUGCAGAGCUCAAGAUCGAGCUGAGUGUGAUGUUGGUGAAAACGUUUGCCUGGCAGUCUGGCGUUAACUGCCAGUCUCUCUUCGUACGAACAACCGAAGCGCUUUACCUUUUAGAUCAUGAAAAAGACCGACGCGAUCUCGUACAGUUCUUCAUGGACACUAUCGUCAGUUAUGUUAUCGUCAACCGAGACUUUCAGCUACUCCAAGGACUUUGCACAAUGACGUUCUUCAGACAGCCAAAGGGAUUCUCGCGGUUAUCACCGCCCACCAACGGCUCCGAAGUGUUCCGAGCGCUUUUCCAAGCUCUCUCCAAUACCAUGGAGUUGUCUUCACCUCGACGAAAUAUGGAGCACCAGAUAUCGCAACUUAUUGCCUUGAGAGUCUUUCGAGGGUUGUUGCUACUAAAACUAGGUGGCUCUGCUACUACCUCGCCGAAGGCGUAUCUUCGCUCCUGUGAAAUCAGCGAGAACGUCGUUUACUACACAGGAUUAUUGACUUCACACUUUCAGGAUAUGCUUGCCUGUCCCGAACUAGCACUUCGUGAAUCACUUGACUUUUUUCAGCACGAAUUGUUCCCGACUAUGGACCAGAUAGCGUCACAAUGUGCCCGUCUUCAAAUACUUUGGAUUGGCGUUCGUCUACAUCGAAAUUACGCUUCGCACGUACCUUUUGAUGCUCUGGUGCGAGAGCUGCAGUGUGAGACUGGCCGGUUGUUCACUGCUAUCUGGAACGAUGACGACGAGAUGGAAGGAGCAACUUUCGACGACGGGUUACUUGGUGGUGCUAGCGCCGAGGACAUACCUGGAAGUCGGGAACGUGCAGGUGAUGCGAACACCGUCGACGCACUGAUGGUACUUGGUGACUGUAUCACAUUACUAGCAGAGCUACAGCCUCAAACGCAACCGCAAUUUCUUCAAAUGUGCGAGAAAAUGAUUGCAACGUUAUCAGCUUCAGGAAGCGCCCCAGCGAUCACAUCUCAACAGUAUCAUGUUAUUGAGAAUGUCAUGACACUCCUCUCGACUCCAGGAAACUUAACAUCAGAACUUGAGACUCAAAUGUCGAAAGAAAUAUUUGACCCUCGCGAUAUAUUUCUACCUCGGAAACACUUUCAUGAGCAUCGGGAAAUUUCCAAAGAUGAACAAUAUCGAGAGCCGGUCACUGUCACAGGUAGCUCUGAUCCUGUCUCCAUUCGGAUAUCACACCACCAUCCCCUGUCUGGAAAGGAAGAUGUGGUUACAUUGGACGUCAGUUGCUGCAAUCUCACUACUUGGGCUUUGAACGACCUGGAAAUUCAGUUUCGUCCACUUGGAGGAGUAGGAGUUGUUCAGUGCGUCGGGGCUUCGAAAGAUUUAAAGCUACGUAUGCUACGUUCCGGCGAGACCGUCAGCGUUGGUACAAGCGGAGGAAGUACGAGUUUACCACCAUUUGGUGUGAUCAAAGCCCAGAAGCAGUUCCGUGUAUGUAAAUUUACACAAGCUGUCUUUCUGAUGCAAGCGGUGCUAGUCCAAGAACCUAGCCAAGACGGAGAGGAUACGGGAGACGUUCCUGCGGAGGCGACAUCUCCGACGCCAAUUUAUCUGGCAUUCAGUAACCGAUACGUGCUACAUUUCGACAUACUACUCCGAUGCCCGCAGUCUCAGUUCGCAAAUGCUGCAUUCUUCCGACACUGCUGGCAAAGUGCUAACUCGGGUGUUUUGUGGCGGGUCAAGGCGCCGGAGUCGCAAGCACGGAAACUUGGGAUUUGCCAGCACGCACUCCAUGUCAUGAAUGCUACACUUGCUGUAGUUUCUGAGUUACUACUGGAUCUACCAAUGUACUUUCACAUUUCAAUGCUCACUCAGACGCGAUGGGGCGCGUACAUCAUCGCGACAUUGACAAUGUGCCUCGAGUCGGAUUCAAGUUGGUCUGGUAUACUGGAAGUCCGCUCAACCUCUGAGAACAUCCGCGAGUUCAAGAAGUGGCCGAAAGAUACAACUCGUCUCUUUAGCGGAGAUCUUGUGCAGCUCUGCAAUGAGCCAGUGACAUCUCGUGAAACCGAGCAGCCAUCCACCUCACUCAGCAACGCUGUCAAUGCUACGGCCCCAUUGCCAACAGAUUCAUCUACAUUCGACAACGCAUUCUCCAACCCAGUACCUGCUCCCAUGCAGCCGAUAGAUCCAUCCAUGACCAGUGCCGCCUCAACUUUCGCGCAGGACGUGCGAUCCGCCACGAGCUCCCACAAAGACAUGAGUGUCCCCACUGACCGAAUGUCUUCUUUCGCGCGCAGCCAACCAGAGCAAACGCGAGCACCAGAGGCCACCCCAGCUGAUGAACAAUGGGGUAACUUCUUGUAACAGGUUAAAGAGGGAUAACUUGUUAAAGG
Molecule: messenger RNA, 3709 nt
Organism: Phytophthora nicotianae INRA-310
Lineage: Eukaryota; Oomycota; Peronosporomycetes; Peronosporales; Peronosporaceae
Exons: 5
Coding region: 135-3680 (1181 amino acids)
Source: RefSeq, a predicted model, not a curated record